UCCAUAUGCUUUUGAUUGCACCAAAAAAUCAUCUACACUUUUUAAAUAUUACAAUUAGUCGCCAUCCAUUAUUAUUAUACAAAAUUUUAUAUAGCAAUCUACAUAAAAAAUACAAAAUUUUGUAUAUCAAAAAAAUAUAGAAUUUUAUGUUGGUCAACUAACAAAUUAUACAAAAUUUUGUAUGAUAAUAAUAGAUGAUGGCUCAUUACAAUAUUUAUAAAGUGUAAGGAAAUAUUUUCAUGUAAUUAAAAAUACUGGGUAUAAGUUAUACAUAAUUCUAAGAGGUUCAUAUAAUUUACUUAAAAAAAAAUGAAAGGUUAAAUGAUGAGUUUUUGCAAGUUGAAACCUUUCCCAAAAAAAAAAAAAAAGAAAAAAGAUCUUUUCAAAUCAUGGUUGCCUGACUGGCUAGUCGCAACGGUCUAAUUUUCUGAGUUCUCUACCCGAGAGAGAGAGGAGAGAGAGAGAUGGGCACGAGGAAAUCACAAUUGGAGGUCUCAGAAACCCUAAAUUCUGUCGGACAGGGACAAGAAGAUGAAGAAACAAGAGUGGGUGGAGGGUUCUUUGCUUGCUAUCUGCUCACUUCGCUCAGUCCCAGGCACAAAGGUCACACAUACAUAGGAUUUACGGUGAAUCCUCGUCGUCGAAUUCGGCAGCAUAACGGGGAAAUAAGGUGUGGUGCCUGGAGGACGAAGAGAAAGCGCCCUUGGGAAAUGGUUUUGUGCAUCUAUGGUUUCCCUACCAACGUAUCUGCUCUUCAGUUCGAAUGGGCCUGGCAGCACCCAAGAGAAUCACUCGCAGCGCGAAAGGCAGCUGCAACUCUUAAAUCCCUCUCUGGUCUUGCCAAUAAGAUCAAACUUGUCUAUACAAUGCUCACCCUCCCGGCCUGGCAGAACCUGCACCUCACUGUGAACUUCUUGUCGACAAAAUACACAAAGUAUUCUGCUGGUUGCCCAAGCCUACCAGAACACAUGAGGGUUCAAGUUUGUUCAAUGGAUGAGCUUCCUUGCUACACUGGGAGCCUCCAUGAAGAUGAAGAUGAAGAUGGGUGGGGCGACAAGAGUAGUAGUCCAUGUGGAUCUCCAACUGACAGGGUUGACGGUCAGAGAGAUCGGUUGACGAGCAUUAAGGAGUUGUCCACUGCUGACCACAGUGGACGCGCGGAAGAUACUGGCACGGGAUUGUCAGGGGACUUGGCUAGUUCAAAUAAGAAUCAGAUGCAGCCGCUUUCUUUGUCUACAUCCCCAGUACAAUUGUCGACUUCAGGUCUAACAUAUACAGGCAGAGAUGUCUCUGUAUUGAUGGAGGAGCAGCCAGCAGGAGAAGAAUUGUCUGCCGUCAGAGCUGCCGAUACUGAUCCGCCUCCAAAAGUCCCGUGCGAGGUUGAGGUUAUAGAUUUGUUAUCCCCCUCGCCUGGCUACAGAACUACUGGUUCAAGUAGCAAGAAGAGGAAAGUCUGGAAUGCUUGCCCCGAAAUAAUUGACCUGACAGAGUCUCCCAUUUCUGUUUAAAUGUAGAGUGGUUUGAACUUGCAACCUAGGUUGAAUAAAGAAUAAACAGAAGCAAAUGUAUAUUUACUUAGAAAACACUAUGUUUGCAUCCUCAGGUAGGUAGACAUUUGCAGGCAUCUCCAGUGGGUUAUGUAUGUGAUACUUCUUGUAACUGUCAUUGUUUGCUCAAAACUAUAAUAAUGGAACACUUGGAUACAUUUCCACAAACCUGGCUUCUUAAUUUUGUUUC
This is a messenger RNA of Diospyros lotus (date-plum), 1737 nucleotides long. RefSeq lists its product as uncharacterized. Gene Ontology annotation, biological process: double-strand break repair via homologous recombination. The record is from RefSeq and is a predicted model, not a curated record. Gene Ontology annotation, molecular function: 5'-flap endonuclease activity; crossover junction DNA endonuclease activity. The coding region runs from base 465 to 1508 and encodes 347 amino acids. Lineage: Eukaryota; Viridiplantae; Streptophyta; Magnoliopsida; Ericales; Ebenaceae. The transcript has 4 exons. Gene Ontology annotation, cellular component: Slx1-Slx4 complex.